Messenger RNA from Thamnophis sirtalis, 4026 nucleotides. RefSeq names its product beta-1,3-galactosyltransferase 2 (gene B3GALT2). Lineage: Eukaryota; Metazoa; Chordata; Lepidosauria; Squamata; Natricidae. Gene Ontology annotation, biological process: protein O-linked glycosylation. Gene Ontology annotation, cellular component: Golgi membrane. The record is from RefSeq and is a predicted model, not a curated record. Gene Ontology annotation, molecular function: N-acetyl-beta-D-glucosaminide beta-(1,3)-galactosyltransferase activity.
GCAUCUGUCAAAAGCCCACAUUUCAACUGCUGCCCUUCCUGUGCAGCAGCCGAGGAACCACGGAGGAUUGGAUUCUUCUGCACAAAACCUCCCGUUAAAUCCCUUUUCUUCCUCGCGUCUUUCAUCUCAUCCUUUCUGGUUACUGCCUAGCAACAAUGAAGAAAGUGGGCUAGAUCUUUAUGAUCAAAUGCCGGGGAACAGCUCCCGAUUCUAGCUAGCCCUUGCUGCUUUGCCUCCCAUCGCCACUAGAAAUAUGGAUCCUGGAGAGAGAACACAGCACCGCAUUGUCCACGAAGGGAACCACCAACUGUAAAAGCUUCAAUGCUUCUAUUGUCAGCAGCAGCAGCAGCAGCAGCAGACAAUGUCUGGGAGGAUGGGAACUAGAAGUGCUGCUUCCGUCCCUUGAGAAAUGACCACAGAGAAUUCAAGGCAAGGCGGCUGGUGAACAGGGAAGGAAGCAGAGAGAGGGACACAGUGGAUGCCGUGAAAAGCAGCCUUGGGAAGCAGGCUGUUGGGGGGGGAGGGAGACGAAAGCAUGGCUGAUAGCAUCUUUUCCGCUGAAGGGAUGGUGUGCCAAAACUACUUGCACUGAGCUUAAUCUUUCCAUGCUACAAAUGGCCUGAACGAGGAAGAGCUUGUCGGUCACCAGCCAUCUGCCUACAAAAGGCUCAAGAUGGAUCCCAUGAAAUAGCAGUGGGUCCCAAGCCAAGAAAACGCUUCCUUCGAUCCUUCUCAUAUCCCUUAUUGGAUACUUACAACAUGCUUCAGUGGAGGAGGAGGCAUUGCUGCUUUGCCAAGAUGACCUGGAAUACCAAACGCUCCCUCUUCCGCACACACUUCAUUGGCCUCCUCUCCCUUGUGUUCCUUUUUGCUACAUUUCUCUUUUUUAACCACCACGAUUGGCUGCCUGGGAGAGUUGGAUACAAAGAAAACCCUGUGGCAUAUACUACACGGGGAUUUAGAUCCACAAGAAGUGAAACCAACCACUCCUCUUUAAGGACCAUUUGGAAAGACGCCAUUCCUCAAACCCUGAGGCCACAGGUGAUGACGGCUAAUUCCAACGACACAGGAGUGUCACCUCAGGGAGUCACUGGUUUGGAGAACACGCUCAGUGCCAAUGGGAGUAUAUACAAUGCAAAAGGAACUGGCCGUCCAGCUUCGUAUCAUUUCAAAUACAUCAUCAAUGAGCCUGAAAAAUGCCAGGAAUCAAGUCCCUUCCUAAUACUUCUGAUAGCCGCAGAACCAGACCAGGCGGAACCUCGGCAAGCCAUCAGGCAAACCUGGGGAAACGAAAGCUUGGCACCUGGGAUUCAAAUACUUCGGAUUUUUUUGCUAGGUUUAAGUAUUAAACUGAAUGGAUACCUUCAGCAAGCCAUCCUGGAAGAAAGCAGGCAAUACCACGAUAUCAUCCAACAAGAAUACGUGGAUACUUAUUACAACUUAACAAUUAAAACGCUCAUGGGGAUGAACUGGGUGGCCACCCACUGCCCAAAUGUUGCAUACGUUAUGAAAACUGACAGCGACAUGUUUGUAAAUACGGAGUAUUUGAUACACAAGCUUUUGAAACCGGAGCUGCCUCCCCGGCAAAAAUACUUUACUGGCUACCUAAUGAGGGGCUAUGCACCUAACAGGAACAAAGACAGCAAGUGGUACAUGCCACCUGAUCUGUAUCCAAGCGAACGCUACCCUGUGUUCUGCUCUGGGACUGGCUACGUGUUUUCUGGAGAUUUAGCGGAAAAGAUUUUCAAGGUUUCACUGAGUAUCAGGCGGUUGCAUUUAGAGGAUGUGUAUGUAGGCAUCUGCCUUGCCAAACUGAGAAUUGACCCAAUGCCCCCACCCAAUGAGUUUGUCUUCAAUCACUGGCGGGUUUCUUAUUCCAGCUGUAAAUAUAGUCAUCUAAUUACCUCCCAUCAGUUCCAGCCUAGCGAACUGAUCAAAUACUGGAAUCACUUGCAACAGAAUAAGCACAAUGCCUGUGCCAACACGGCAAAAGAAAAAGCGGGAAAGUAUCGUCAUCGUAAACUGCACUAAAAAGGACUUAAAAUACUGCAAAGUGUAAAAAGAAAAAUCCAGUUGAAAGCAUGUACAGUGGCGGGGGGGGGUGAUGUGCUUAAGAGGGAGAUAUUUAAGAGGAAGCACUUAUUGUGUGAAAAUUAUUUUUUUAAUUUAAAAAAAAUUAUCUAAUUCUUUAAAAUAUUACAAAAGGAAUAUUAAUCAAAAGGUUUUCAAUGGCAGGAAAAAGAGAAAAGGCAGUAUCAAGAUAUUUGUGUUGAUGUGCAAUAAUAAGCAUGCACAGCUUGGUGGUACAAUUGCUAUUUUAUGUGCCAAUAAAAUUCACUACGCAAAUAUUCUAUAUUAAUUUAAUUUUUAAAAGUUUUUUUUUUAAAAAAAUGACCGUGAAAAACACAACUGAAAAAAUACAAAUCAAAUUUCUCCCACUGACUGAAAUUUCAGCUGAGUAUACAUAACUUUCAAACACGAUUUUAUGUGGCACCAAUGCUAUCAGAGGUUUUAAAGAAUUCCCUUGCUCCAAUAGAGAUAAUAUCUUGGAACAAGAACACUGACAACUAUGUAAAAUAUAAAAUCUCAUACAGAUCAUAGCUUGCCUCAUUAAAAUAUUCUUAAUGAACUGUUUUCUUGUAAUACAAGUCCUUUCAAUAGUAAAAACACAUUGACUGCCAUGUAAGGUACACCAUUAUUUCUUGACAAAUUUUACCUAAUAUUUUAGUGAUCUAUCAAAAUAGAAAGGAAUUACUUUUAGAGACUACAGUGAGAUAUACUAAAUCCAAAAGUUGUAUUUAUAAGUUUUAUUUGGAAAAUAUGUAACAAUCUACAUGUUAAAAAAUAUUUAGGUAUGUAUCAGGUUUCCUGUGAUGCCAUCUAUUUUUUCAGUUCACCUAACAGCACCCACCCAAGAAGAAUUACUCUAGUAACUAGAGUAUAUAAAAGAUAAGAUCCUAUAUCCCACUCUUUGUUAUAGAGAUAGCUUAAUAUUCUACUAACAAUGUUUUCCAUAAAGACACUCAAACUGAACAGAAAAUGGUUUUUUAAAACUAUCAAUUAAAUCCUGACAUUUGGUGAAUAAGCAGGUUUUAAAAUUUAUCAAUGACACAUGGAGAUUCUAUUAAGGUUCUUUAACAGAACUUUUCUGCGUCUUCAAAUUGGCAAAAUUCAUUAAUAUAAAUACUAAAUUGUUGAGAUCACUGCUUCAUUGUUUAUAACUACACUUCAAUCUUAAAAGAUAUUAUGAUUUCAAACUCCAAAGAUCUCACUCAAACAAAACAAGAGCCAGUCCUUCUGAACACUCAUGGAAAGCAGAUAGUAGAUUUGCAAAAUAGGUGAAUAUUCUCCAAAGGUUUCUCUUCACCCAAUGAUCUAGGCUACCACCAAUAUGAAUAGUUUCCAACUUCUGUCUUUCAUUCUAGCAUGUUAGAAGUUUUAUUGUAUUAAAAUAAUCUUGUUUUGGCUAGGAACUGACUAGGUGUUGCUAUUCAGCUAUUCUCAAAUUGUAGUUCCUAUAGUUCCUUUCCAUUGGCAAUGGUGGCCAGAGUUAAUAGUAAUAGAGGUCAAAAACAACCAGAAGGACAUGAUACACAACAUUCUUGACUUAGAAAUGUAUUUAAUGAAGUAGCAGAUAAAUGAAAACUGGAAAACAGAAAAAGUCAUAUUUAUCCCAUUCAAUAACUUUCUGAAGAACUGACAUUAUACCUAUCCUAUUUCUAAUGUGGAAUUGCAAAAUUCCACUGACUGUUUUUGCCCAUGAUAAAUCUAAUUAACUAUGUAUGCAGUAUUCUUAUUACCUACAAGCAUUAAAAACUACUUCAUACCCAACUUGGGAAAAAAUGCUUCAUUGGUUUAUUAAGUACUUGUACUGGCUGAAAUAUGAGCUUAUUAAAAGGAAAUCAAGCCAUAGAAAGUUGGGGGGAAAGUAUGGAACAUCCAUUGUUCCAUUACUGAUAUGGUGGGUUAACAGGGAAAUGCAUCAUCUUCCAUGUUGCUUGUCCCCAUCCUCCAUUAAACAAACUA